Molecule: messenger RNA, 2556 nt
Organism: Dreissena polymorpha
Lineage: Eukaryota; Metazoa; Mollusca; Bivalvia; Myida; Dreissenidae
Exons: 1
Coding region: 1-2556 (851 amino acids)
Biological process (GO): DNA integration
Molecular function (GO): nucleic acid binding
Source: RefSeq, a predicted model, not a curated record
AUGGGAAUGCCCGGAUCAGAAACAGCUCUUGAAGAACUGAUGUGCCGUGUACUCGGAGAUUUCGUUCAAGAAGGGUUUGUCGCAAAACUUGCCGAUGACCUUUAUUGUGGCGCUAACUCUGUCGAUGAUCUAUUGAUCAAGUGGGAGCGUGUUUUAGACGCCUUGUCUCGAUGUGGGUUGCGUCUAGCACCAUCCAAGACUGUAAUCUGUCCGAAGUCCACUACAAUUCUUGGAUGGAUUUGGUCUGCUGGCCAGUUAUCUGCAAGUCCUCACCGUAUUGCCCCGUUGUCUUUGUGUACACCUCCAGAUACUGUGAAAGGGUUGCGUUCGUUCAUCGGUGCGUACAAGGUUCUCGGGCGUGUGUUGCCAAACUGUUCACGAUAUGUUAGCCCACUAGACGACCUAGCCGCUGGUAAACAGUCGCAUGACAAGGUGGGGUGGACGGACUCCUUUUUAAAAUCAUUCAAAGAUGCACAGGCAGCAUUGCAUAAUCAUAAGUCGAUUGUCAUACCGAGACCCACAGAUCAUUUGUGGAUAGUUACCGAUGGUUCCGUGUCUCAGCGUGGUAUAGGAGCAACCCUGUAUGUGAUGAGAAAUGACAAGUUGCACUUGGCAGGCUUUUUCAGUGCCAAGCUGCGGAAACAUCAAGUCACUUGGCUUCCGUGUGAAAUCGAAGCUCUGAGCAUCGCGUCCGCUGUUAAACACUUUGGCCCUUACAUAAUACAGUCUACUGUGUCGGCUUGUGUACUUACUGACAGUCAGCCUUGCGUACAGGCUGUAGAGAAGCUAUGUCGCGGUGAGUUUUCCGCUAGUCCGAGAGUGACGUCAUUUUUGUCAACUGUGAGUCGUUUCCAGAUAAGCGUCAGACAUCUUGCUGGCUCUGCCAAUGUGCCGUCAGACUUUGCAAGUAGGAAUGCCCCCGAGUGUUCUGUGCCAACCUGUCAAAUCUGUACAUUUAUCUGUAAUACUGAAGACUCUGUGGUUCGUAACGUCUGCAUUGACAGUAUUGUGAAUGGAACAUCGCGUUUGCCGUUUGCUACAAGAUCCUCGUGGCUUCAAAUUCAAUCCGAGUGUCCAGAUCUGCGACGUACACACGCGCAUCUCAAACAAGGUACUCGUCCCUCUAAAAAACUAACAAAGAUCAAAGAUGUUAAACGUUACCUUCAAGUCGCAUCAAUCGCCAGAGAUAAUUUACUGGUGGUAAAACGCAGUGACCCUUUAUUGCCACCAUCUGAGUUGAUAGUUGUUCCUCGUGCCGUUUUAGACGGAUUGGUCAGCGCUCUACACAUUAAGUUAGACCAUCCAUCUAAGCACCAGCUUGAACUUGUGAUGAAGCGUCACUUUUACGCGUUGGACUUGAGUAGCUCUAUUGAAACUGUAACUCGGCAGUGCCACUUGUGUGCUUCAUUUCAGUCAUUACCAGAAUCCGCUAUAAAGCAUACAAGCGAAGACCCUCCAGAAGUUGUUGGCAUGUCGUUCGCCGCAGAUGUACUGAAACGUAAUCAACAAACUAUUCUAGUCGUGCGUGAGAGUGUUACCUCUUAUACUAAAGCCUGUCUUAUUCCUGACGAAAAAAGGGACACUUUAAGAGAUGCUUUAGUGUGUUUGUGUACUGAGCUCCAUCCAUUAGACGGUCCCCCUGCAGUUAUUCGUGUAGAUCCCGCCCCGGGUUUUGCAUCUUUGCAAAGCGACGAAGCCUUGAAACGUCUCAACAUCGUGUUGGAGAUCGGCCGUGUUAAGAACAUAAACAAGAAUCCUGUGGCUGAAAAGGCUAUACAAGAGCUAGAAAAUGAGUUGUUGCGGUAUGAACCAGGUGGAGGCCCCGUUACUUGCAUGGGCCUUGCUAUUGUAGUCGCAAGGUUGAAUUCACGUCUACGCCAUACGGGCCUGUCUUCCCGUGAAUUGUGGACCCAACGCUCUCAGUUCACUCAUGUUCAACUCCCUGUGUCUGACCGUGAUGUGAUCCUCCAGCGGCAUGAUUCACGUAUGAAAAAUCACCCCCACAGUGAAAAAUCUAAGUCCAAGGCUAGUGUUCCGGUACGUGUUGGUGAUGUAAGUGUCGGUGAUUUAGUGUAUCUUAUCUCAGAUAAAAGCAAAUUGAAAGCUCGCAAUAGGUAUCUAGUUGUGUCGUGCGAUGAAGAGUGGUGCUUUGUUAAAAAGUUCUCGGGAAAUCAGUUACGGGCUUCAUCCUAUAAAGUUAAACGAAGCGAGUGUUACCGUGUUCCGUAUGAUAAAAUGUGUUGCGAAAGGCCUUUAGUGUACUCCGACCCAGACCAUGAGUCUGAUGACGAAUGUGUUCAUUCACCAACUGAUAGUGGUCCCCCAGCACCUUCAAGCAUUCCUGCAACAUUGACUACGCCAGAAAGUGUAGAACCAGUUCCAAUUAUUGGGUAUGAGCCGGAUAUGACGUCAUCAUUUUGUGAACCCCCCCAAGUACACGUGUCUCCAGAAACAAGUUCUAUGAGUAUGACCUCGCCCGGUUACACUGAGCCAGCGCAAAGACCUCAACGCUCACGACAGCCUCCAAAAUAUCUUGAUGAUUAUGUAUUAGAAUGA